CUGGCACAGGACUCCAUCCCACCCAAUGCCACGCAGAGCGUCCAUGCUUUCUCCACCACCACACUCAACGACAUCAUGAAGUCCUUCUCCGAUGUCAGUGCCAUCCGGGUGGCUGGGGGCUACCUCCUCAUGCUGGCCUAUGCCUGUGUCACGAUGCUGCGGUGGGACUGCUCCAAGUCCCAAGGGGCCGUGGGCCUGGCUGGAGUCCUGCUUGUGGCUCUCUCUGUGGCCUCUGGCCUGGGGCUCUGCUCAUUGCUGGGCAUCUCCUUCAAUGCAGCCACCACCCAGGUCCUGCCCUUCCUGGCCCUUGGCAUAGGUGUGGAUGACAUGUUCCUCUUGGCUCACGCCUUCACUGAGACCAGCCAGCACAUCCCCUUCAAGGAGCGAACAGGCGAGUGCCUGAAGCGCACAGGGACCAGCGUGGCUCUCACCUCUGUCAGCAACAUGAUCGCCUUCUUCAUGGCAGCCCUGGUGCCCAUCCCUGCCCUGCGUGCUUUCUCCAUCCAGGCUGCAGUGGUCGUGGUGUUCAACUUUGCCAUGGUGCUGUUUGUCUUCCCUGCCAUCCUGAGCCUGGACCUGUACCGCCGGGAGAAACGUCGGCUUGAUAUCCUCUGCUGCUUCUACAGCCCUUGCUCCUCACGGGUCAUCCAGAUCCAACCCCAGGAGCUUGCCGACGCCAAUGACAACCACGCCUGCCACCCGUCCCCUUACGGGCACCCCGGUGUGGCCACCAGCACCCAGAUCACCACCACCGUGCAAGCCUUCACCCGGUGUGACCCCUCAGGCCAUCACGUCGUCACCGUCCUGCCACCUACCUCACAAGUAUGCACCUCACCUGCUGUCCUCCUGCCCCCCACCGACCCCAUGGGCUCCCAGGUCUUCGCCCCAUCCAGCUCCACGCGGGACCUGCUGGCCCAGAUGGAUGAGGCCAAGAGUGGAAGGGAAUGUGUUCCCCUGCCCUUCUGCCGCUGGAGCCUCGCUGACUUCGCCCGGGAGAAGUAUGCCCCACUCCUCCUGCGGACCCGGACCAAGGCGGUGGUGGCGGUGCUUUUCCGGGCGCUGGUGGGGCUGAGCCUCUAUGGCACCACCAUGGUGCAUGAUGGGCUCUACCUGACGGACAUCGUGCCGCGGGACACCAAGGCUCAUGCCUUCAUCUCGGCCCAGUUCAAGUACUUCUCCUUCUACAACAUGUUCAUCGUCACCAAGGGAGGCUUCCACUACCCCGGUGCCCAAGGGCACCAGGCCUUCAGCACCGUCAAGUAUGUGGUGCGGGAGGGCAACCAUGACCUGCCCAAGAUGUGGCUCCAUUACUUCCAGGACUGGCUCAGAGGGCUCCAGGCCACCUUUGACAGGGACUGGCAAGCCGGGCGCAUCACCCACGACAGCUACCGCAAUGGCUCCGAGGACGGGGCACUGGCAUACAAGCUCCUAAUCCAGACUGGCAACAAGAAGGAGCCAUUCAACUUCAAUCAGCUGACCACGCGACGGCUGGUGGACGAGAACGGCAUCAUCCCCCCUGACACCUUCUACAUCUGCCUGACAGUGUGGGCCAGCAACGACCCCCUGGGCUUUGCUGCCUCUCAGGCCAACUUCUACCCACCACCCCCUGAGUGGAUCCAUGACAAGUACGACUCCACAGGCGAGAACCUGCGAAUCCCUGCAGCCCAGCCGCUGGAGUUUGCCCAGUUCCCUUUCUACCUGAGUGGGCUGCGUCGCACGGCUGACUUCGUGGAGGCGAUUGAGAGUGUCCGUGCCAUCUGCCGAGAGGCUGCCCAGCGUCAUGGGGUGCUGAGCUACCCCAGCGGGUACCCCUUCCUCUUCUGGGAGCAGUACAUUGGCCUGCGCCACUGGUUCCUGCUGGCCAUCAGCAUCCUGCUGGCCUGCACCUUCCUUGUCUGCGCCCUGCUGCUGCUCAACCCCUGGACGGCUGGCAUCAUCGUCUCCAUCCUGGCCAUGAUGGCAGUGGAGCUGUUUGGCAUCAUGGGGCUGAUGGGCAUCAAGCUGAGUGCCAUCCCCGUGGUCAUCCUCAUCGCCUCAGUGGGCAUUGGUGUGGAGUUCACCGUCCAUGUGGCGCUGGGCUUCCUGACAGCCGUGGGGGGCAGGNNNNUGCGCUCCGCCGCAGCACUGGAGCACACCUUCGCCCCUGUGAUGGAUGGUGCUGUUUCCACCCUCCUGGGUGUCCUCAUGUUGGCUGGCUCCGAGUUUGACUUCAUCCCCAGAUACUUCUUUGCAGUGCUCACCAUCCUGACACUGCUGGGGCUGCUCAACGGGCUGGUGCUGCUGCCAGUCGUGCUCUCUGUCAUUGGGCCACCCCCUGAGGUACAGCAUCCCUGCCUGCCCCCAUCGGACCCAGUGCCCCCAUGCCUGGGCCCUGGGGGUCUCUAUGUCCGGCGUGCCCCAGCCUGGCCUGCCGCCUUCCCUGACCCCUCGGACACGGAGCACUACACAGAGGCCAUGGGGCCAGGGAGCCCACGGGGACCCUUCAUUGUGCCCCCAACCCCGUCACACAUCCUGCUGGAGGCUGGCAAGGACCCCAGCUUCCCCCGCAUCACCGUGCUGAAGCCCUACAAGGAUAGCCCAGAAAUACAGGGAAAGAAGGAGGCUCCCAGCCUGCAGCCGGAACCACG
Messenger RNA from Nestor notabilis (Kea), 2627 nucleotides. It is a transcript of the gene PTCH2, whose product is annotated as patched 2. NCBI's taxonomy places the organism in Eukaryota, Metazoa, Chordata, Aves, Psittaciformes, Psittacidae. Gene Ontology annotation, biological process: smoothened signaling pathway. Gene Ontology annotation, cellular component: plasma membrane. The record is from RefSeq and is a predicted model, not a curated record. Gene Ontology annotation, molecular function: hedgehog family protein binding; hedgehog receptor activity; smoothened binding.